Branchiostoma belcheri (Belcher's lancelet) is the source of this 1898-nucleotide messenger RNA. Its product is annotated as cytochrome P450 3A8-like. Gene Ontology annotation, molecular function: oxidoreductase activity, acting on paired donors, with incorporation or reduction of molecular oxygen; heme binding; steroid hydroxylase activity. Lineage: Eukaryota; Metazoa; Chordata; Leptocardii; Amphioxiformes; Branchiostomatidae. The transcript is spliced from 14 exons. The record is from RefSeq and is a predicted model, not a curated record. The coding region runs from base 236 to 1789 and encodes 517 amino acids.
UUACGUCAGCUCGCCCUACCGGUCAGAUUACACGUUUGUAAACAACAACACAUAGGAACUGACUCAGCAGACUUGAGAGGAGGUCUCGCUGAGCAGCAGGGUUGACGAAAGAAGGCUAGGGUUGUUGAAGUUGUGUAAGCAACUUUAACUUCUACUAGUGGACAACCUACACUACCAGUGGAUGACAGAUAGUUUUCAGACAGCUGGGUUGUGAAGAAGGUUCUGUCCAACAACAAUGGCAGUGGACGCCCUCCCCAUCCCCCUGACCUGGAUCCUACUGGCCAUACUGCCUGUCCUGUUCUACAUAUAUGCAGUACGACCUCUUCAGCUGUUCAAAAAGAUAGGUGUACCUGGUCCUGCUCCUUGGCCAAUCAUAGGGAACCUGCUUGAUCACAUUAAAGAUGGAGUAUGGAAUAUCGAGGGCCAGGUGAAACGGACAGAGAAGUAUGGCAGUGUGUAUGGGAUGUUUGGUGGAGGACUCACCGGUGUCUUCAUAACCGACCCUGAGAUGCUACAAGAUGUGUUUGUGAAGAAAUUCCAUAGUUUUACCAACCGCCAGCCUAAGGACCUUUAUAUGAAAGUGAAACCUGUGGGUCGGAUGCUGACACAGCUGCUAGAUGAAGACUGGAAGAACGUUCGCAGCACCAUCAGCCCAGCGUUCAGUGGAGGCAAACUCAAACAGAUGGCAGGACCCAUGAACAGCUGUGCAGGUCUGCUGAUAGAGAACAUCGGCAAGUUUGCUGAGAAUGGUGAAUCCUUUGAGGUCAAAGAACUGACUGGUGCCUUCACUAUGGAUGUCAUCACCAGGACAGCCUUUGGGACUCAGAUUGACUCACAGAAGAACCCAAAAGAUCCUUUUGUUAUCUACUCAAAGAAGAUGCUUGACAGAUCAGUUACUAUUGUCACGCUCAUGUUCAUGUUCUUCCCGAAGCUGGUGGGUUCACUGAUGGAGAAGUUUGAGUACAGCGUGUUUCCUGCUGACGCCAAGCAGUUCUUCUACAAUGUGUUUGACCAGUUGAUGGAGUUGAGGCAGAAUGAGGGGCAAGAACGUGUGGAUUUCCUGCAGCUGAUGAUGAAUGCUCACAAGGAACACGACAAAGAACAAGCAGGCACAGGAGAUGUCAAGCUUCACGGACACAAGCAGGCACUGACUAAGGAUGAUGUUGUGGCCAAUGGGAUCCUGUUCUUCAUCGCUGGCUACGAGACGACGGCUACGACCAUGGCCUUCACGCUGUACAACCUCGCUCUGAACCAGGACAAACAGGACAAGGUCAGACUGGAGAUCAGCAAGGUCAUGGAGGACAGGGACUUUGUUAACUAUGAGGAUGUCCACAAGAUGCCGUACCUUGAAAUGUGCAUCUUGGAAACCCUCCGCAUGUACUCUCCUGCAUCUAUGACUCUCCGCACCAGCUCAGAAGAGGUGAAACUCAAGUGGCUCACGAUCCCUAAAAACAUGCUAGUUGCUGUUCCUGUCCUUGCCAUCCACUACGAUGCCGAACGCUGGCCUGAACCGUACAAGUUCAUCCCUGAGCGCUUCACUAAGGAGGAGAAGGAGAAGAGGGGAGCCUAUGAUUGGCUGCCGUUCGGCGCAGGUCCGAGGAACUGUAUCGGGAUGAGGCUUGCUCUGUUUGAACUGAAGCUGGGAUUGGCCAGGCUUCUCAACACCUACCGCGUCAAGACAGCACCAGACACUGAUAUUCCCCUGAAGAUGAAGAAGUUUAAGAAGUUUCCCAUCCCAGAGAACGGCAUCAGGCUGAGGGUGGAGCUAGCCGGACCUGUUACAGACUGAUACAGUGUUCCAGCCAGCAUCCAUUUUAUCCCAUCAUUUGAUGUAAUUUUGUUAUGCUCAGGCCACACCAAUUUGAUUAACUGGUUCUCUUCAUUUUUCCUGAUUUGCA